AUGGCAGCCGACAAGUCGCCACGGAUGCAGGUCCUGCAGCUUGGCACCAUCCAACUGGCACACGACACUUGGAAGUCGAUUGGCGACGUGGCAGACAUUGUCGUGCCCAAGGCCAACGGCCGUGCCGAGUUCAUUGCGGAGUGCCGCUCGGGAUCGCUCGAUGGCGUUAAGGUCGCCUACCGCACGUUCGAGUCCUUCCGCAUCACCGGCCGCAUCGACGACGAGCUGUUGUCGGCGCUGCCGUCGUCUCUGCGCUUCAUCUGCCACAACGGCGCCGGGUACGACCAGAUCGACGUCGCCGCCUGCACCGCCCGCGGCGUCCGCGUCUCCAACACACCCACCGCCGUCGACGAGGCCACGGCGGACAUUCACAUUUUUCUGCUGCUCGGCGCCAUGCGCAACCUGGCCCCGACGCUGAGCAGCAUCCGCGCCGGCCACUGGCGCGGCCUGGACGGUGGUCCCCCGCUCGGCCAUGAUCCGCAGGGCAAGACCAUUGGCAUCGUGGGCAUGGGCGGCAUCGGCCGCACGGUGGCGCGCAAGGCCCACGCUGCGUUUGACAUGAAGGUGCUGUACCACAACCGCAACCGUCUGGCGCCCGAGGUGGAGGCGGCGGCCGGCCAUGCCGUCUACGUGCCGACGCUCGACGAGCUCCUGGGCAGCGUCGACGUCGUGAGCAUCAAUGUGCCGCUCAACGCACACACGCGCCACCUGAUUGGCGCUGCGCAGUUUGCGCAGAUGAAGCCGGGGGUGGUCGUGAUCAACACGGCCCGCGGAGCCGUCAUUGACGAACAGGCGCUCGUGGACGCACUGGCCUCGGGCCACGUCGCGGCCGCGGGCCUGGAUGUCUUUGAGCACGAGCCCCAAGUGCACCCGGAGCUGAUGAAGAGCGACAAGGCGCUGAUUGUGCCGCAUAUGGGCACGUCGACAGUGGAGACGGAGACCAAGAUGGAGGUGUGGGCCAUGGAGAACGUCCGGCAGGCGGUGCUUGCGGACACACUCAAGAGCAUUGUGCCCGAGCAGGCUGGGCUGAAGUUCUAG
Sporothrix brasiliensis 5110 is the source of this 1038-nucleotide messenger RNA. Its product is annotated as D-3-phosphoglycerate dehydrogenase. Gene Ontology annotation, cellular component: cytosol. NCBI's taxonomy places the organism in Eukaryota, Fungi, Ascomycota, Sordariomycetes, Ophiostomatales, Ophiostomataceae. Gene Ontology annotation, molecular function: glyoxylate reductase (NADPH) activity; NAD binding; hydroxypyruvate reductase [NAD(P)H] activity. The transcript has 2 exons. The coding region runs from base 1 to 1038 and encodes 345 amino acids. The record is from RefSeq and is a predicted model, not a curated record.